Molecule: messenger RNA, 3953 nt
Organism: Scylla paramamosain (green mud crab)
Lineage: Eukaryota; Metazoa; Arthropoda; Malacostraca; Decapoda; Portunidae
Product: muscle-specific protein 300 kDa-like
Biological process (GO): nuclear migration
Cellular component (GO): cytoplasm; nuclear outer membrane; meiotic nuclear membrane microtubule tethering complex
Molecular function (GO): actin filament binding
Source: RefSeq, a predicted model, not a curated record
GGGGCAGCCCCGCCCAAUGGUGACGAACGCUCAUAAAGGGACAGCGUGAGGCGGUCGACGUGGCCGGCACCUCGCCCUCGCCUCGCACUCCUACCUCGACUUCCUCCCAGGUGGGCUGUCGGCACCAUGACGUUCUGGCAAGAGAACUACGGCUUCGUCAAGGAAGUGUAUGACUUCCGUUGCUCUAAGUACCUGGAAUGGAUGGACAACAUCGAGGCCAUCAUCGGCAAGGUGAUGGCAAACACCCAGUACACCGCCAAGGAGUUCAAGAUUAUCAAGGACACCUUCACUUCGCUGUGCCGUGAUCUGGAGAAGGAGGGGACCAAGUCUUGGCUGGAUAUGAUGCUGGACAAGCUCUCCACACACAGCAACGAAAAUGAAGACAACCUGUCAGGCCGCGACAAGGCUAUGAAGGCUCAGGAGAAGAAGAAACUGGAGGCCAUGAUAGAGCGCCACAACGGGCUCAUGGGACCUACCAUGGAGGCACAGAGUAAAGUCGAUCAUUACUCGGAGUGUUACGCGUUCGGUGACGACAUCCACCCUGUCAUGAAGGUCCUCAACGAGCAGCGCCACCUGUCCUGCAAGGAGAUCCACCCUCACAAUAUGGACAUGGUGGAGGAGCAGAUCGAGAAGCAGGAGAAGGUGCUGAGGACCAUUGAGAACCAGGCUCCCAUCUACAACGAGCUGAUGCGCCGCGGCCAGAAGCUCAUGUCCAACCCCAACGCGCCGUCCUUCCUGGAACGUGAGAUAAAGAAGCUGGAGGAGACAUGGAAGGACACCAACCAGAAGGCCCAGGAGCGUAUCUCCCUACUUAACUUCACCUUCAAGGACUGGGAGACCUACGAGCAGCAGCGUCAGGCCAUCUACACCCCUAUCGAGGCCCUGGAGGAGCAGUUCAAGACCUACAAGAGAAUCUACGAUCCUAAGAAAGGCACAGACUGGCUGGAGAGGAAGAAGAAAAAGGCCGCCGAGUUCAAGAAGUCCGGACUGGAAAUUUAUGACAUCAUCACCAAAAGUUUCAAGACCAUUUUGAGCUUGGCGGGCGAGGACAAGCGCGAGUUCAUGGAGAAGGAAAUUCUUGAAAUCGACGAGAGGAAGACCAUCAUUGAGAAGGUGGACAAGACCCUCGCUGAGCUCACGGAGUUCAACAAGACGCUACACAAGUUCGUGGACACUUUGGCUGAACUGCGCGCCUGGAUGAUGCCUGCGUGUGAGAAGCUCAACUUCAUCACAACAUCCACCGACCUGUCCCCGGAAGACCGUGUGAAGGAGAUCUUUGACCUCCAGGGACAGGUGAGACUUGCAGCUGUCAAACGAGAGACUGCCAUUGAUGGAGCCACUAGAGGCCGAGUGCCACCUCCUGCUGAUACACCUGAAGGUAGUAUGACAUUGUGUGUUUCCCCACCUGUUCUUACCCGACACCCAGAGUGCGGGGGUGGGCAGCUGUCGACGGCUGCUCACGGUGAAGGCAACAAGUGUCAGGCGGAGUGUGGUGGCUCCUCUCUUGCUCGCUCCGUCACCCUUUAUAACGCCUCCAUCCCUCACACCCGCGGCCCUGAUGGUGUCUUGCCCUUUGAUCUUCAGGUGCUUCGCCACCUUGCACAAGCUGACCUUCACUUCCACCCCCCACUACCAGAGUCCGAGGAAGGCCAGACCAAUGAGACAGCACUCAACCACAUGAAGGAGUUCUUCACCAUCAAGGAGACCAUCACUGACUUGCAUGAGAAGGUGGAGAUGGAGGCGGGAUCCAUCACGCAGGACCAGAAGUACUUCGCCGACUACCUGCACGGCGUCAAGAACUUCAAGCCCUGGAUGGACAACGCCGAGACCGUGGCCAAGACUGCCCUGGUCAAGCCCGCCAAGAUCGAGGACUCCUUCGCUCUCCUGGAGACAGUCAAGAAAUUCCAGGAAGCGUGCUCAGAAAACCAAGGCAAGCUGGACGCUGCGGCGGAUUCCAGGUCACACAUGGAGAAACAGACCAAGGCUGACAACGAGGUGGAGACGCUCACCUCCCGCUGGGACAACGUCAAGAAGGUGGCCGAUGAACGCGUGACCAAGAUCCAGGAGCUGUGCGACACAUGGUCUGAGCUGAAGAAGAUCACCGACAACCUGACGGAGACCAUCGCCAAUGUGCCCGGAAUUGACACCCCCGACGUGGCCUCCCUGGAAGGUAUUUUCAAGACGUUCAAGGAAAUCAACGAGAAGAAGGUGAAGUUGCUCCAGGCUGUCUAAAUCCCGCCGGCCAUCUGGGAGGAGGAGGAGAAGAAAAAGAAGAAAGGAGAGGAAAAUGAGGAAGAGGUACGAUGCGCAGGCGUGAAGGGAGGAACGAGGCGUGUGUCCUUCCAUUCCUUGCUUGAUUGGGGACAUAUUUUCCUAUCCCCGAGGUGUGUGUGGUUUGUGGUGUGGGAGAGAGUGUGGUGAGUGCGAGAAUGGACGACAAAGAGCGUGGUGUACAGCAUGUGGGUAGGGAAGGACCGUCUUGUUUCUCCCUAUAAAUUCCAUAUAAAAAAAAUUCUGACGUCAAGGAAUGGACGGGAUAUUAUCAGUGUGUGGUGCAUAAUGAACGAGCGGGGGCGUGGAGCCUCCCCCGCUAGGGUGCACGCGUCCAGCGAUCCCCCCUGGGACACCUGAAUGUGUGUGUGUGUGUGAGAGAGAGAGAGAGAGAGAGAGAGAGAGAGAGAGAGAGAGAGAGAGAGAGAGAGAGAGAGAGAGAGAGAGAGAGAGAGAGAGAGAGAGAGAGAGAUGAAAAGAGAAACAAAAGGACCUUUCACAAUAUCUUGAGACUCACUUUCACCGGACAAAGAAGGCAUGGAGAGCAGACCAGUUUUUGAGGACUCACCCAAACACUGCCAUCUCGCGGUGGUCACGUGCUAUCAUUGCUCCGCCGCAUGCCUUCUGGUGACCUUUUGAAUGUGACUGCACCGAGGCAUCACUAAACACACACACACACACACACACACACACACACACACACACACACACACACACACACACACACACCUCUCUCUCUACUCUCAGUCCUCUCCCAGCUGACAGUGAGGGCGGGGCUCGGCUCGGCGGGGCGAGGCAGGCAGUAAGGAAUAUUCAUAAAUGAGGGAGGGAGGGAGAUGUGAUGAAUGUUCCUCCCGCCCUGGAGGAAAGAGUAAUGACCUCUGAUAGUCUCCUCAGCCCCGCCAUAAAUUUUCCUCCAGUUCAACUAAGAGCCUCAAGAAAGGAGGAAUCACGAUCCAUACAACAACCUUUUUAUUCCUUCAUAAUUUUUUUCCCUUAUUAUUUUAUUUUGCUCUCUUUUCCUGUUUUAUGUUUUCACGUCAUUCGGCCAACCAUUGGCACGUUAUGUUUUUUUGUUCUCUUUAGUUUUCUUCUGGAUUAUCCCAGAUUUUACGCCAAAAUGAAAGGAAAUUCUCUGUAAUACUUUCUCUUCUUUUAUUUUUUUGAGUUCCCCAUAAAAUGAAAACAGUAAAAUAAUCUUAUGAAAGUGAAUAUAUCAAGAGGAAUUUAGCACCUUUCCGACACAUGCUUACUAGUGUAGUCAUUAUGUAAUGUAUUAAGUUUACAAAGGCAUAUAUUAAGUUUACAAAGAUAUAUACAUAUAUAUACUCGUAUCAGACUGACAUCAUGAAUAAAGAUAUCAAGAAGGGGUCCCAGUGCCCUUGUUCCAUCCAUUCAAGUCUCCUCUUACGACACGCAGUGGUGGCAGCACUUCCACCUCCACCGAGAAGUGUGAAGCCAAGCCAUGUCCUCCCAAGCACAGGAGGAAAGGUCACAAGGUUAUAGAGGUACACAUGUUUUCGUUAGUUACCUAAUUAACCAGUACGAGCACUGUUAUUAGACGCCACAUGUCCCCACCAGGUGUAGACAGUCAGCCGUCACCCUAAGCUCUAAGUAGACCUACUCAUAGCGCCACCUUUGUGUUUGAUCUGGAACCUCGAGCAAAUAUUUCACUUUCUACC